This is a messenger RNA of Zingiber officinale, 2824 nucleotides long. RefSeq names its product probable inactive receptor kinase At4g23740. Gene Ontology annotation, biological process: protein phosphorylation. The record is from RefSeq and is a predicted model, not a curated record. The transcript is spliced from 3 exons. The coding region runs from base 535 to 2580 and encodes 681 amino acids. Gene Ontology annotation, molecular function: protein binding; protein kinase activity; ATP binding. Lineage: Eukaryota; Viridiplantae; Streptophyta; Magnoliopsida; Zingiberales; Zingiberaceae.
CCUCUCUCUCUCUCUCUCUCUCUUCAGUCGCCGUCUUUCCGGAGCUCGUUAAUGGUGGAUCUCUAGAUAAAACUUCCCCAGGUUUGGUCCUUUGGUUCUCUCGGUGACAUCCUAUCUGAAUAUUCUAUCUCUGCGUCUUUGCGGGAUUUGCUCUGAUCUCAUAUGGCGUCUGUCUGACUUGGAUUUUUCUCUGACGCCCUUUGUCUUUUGUUUUUUGUUUAUCGCCAUGCUCCGCAUUCAUAGCUUCUUUUCCCCACCUCUCUCUCUCUCUCAUCAGUGGCGUCGUUGGAGCUCGCGGUUCGGUGAGUAAAUGGUUUUGCAUUGAACGUGGCCACCGCUGGUUUGAGUUUCGAGCCGAAACCCUGGUAGGGCGCUGCGCCUAGUGCUUUCGCCGCCGCCACGCCUUCGCUUCGGCUUCGCAACCACCUACACUCUUUCUUAAUGGCUACGAUGUCGGCUUCUACGUUCCUGUCGCAUUCUCAUGUCCUUCGCACGAGUCUCUAGUUCAGUUUGCUCAACGACAAGGGGAAAGAUAUGAGGGUUUUGUGUCUUGGUUCAAUGGAACACUGUGCUGGAGGAAAUGGGGGAAGGAUCGCUGUGAUGCGCACAAAUUGCAGAGAAUUUGAGGUUUUCAUAGCGCGUUCGAGGAUCUAUCUAUAUCUUCGGCACGAAAUGGCUGGGAAGAGAAUGUUCUUGGCGGUGUUUGCUGUCUGGCUAUCGACCUUCGUUGCCGGAUCCAAUGCCGGAAGUCUGGUGGAGGACAGACAGGCGUUGCUCGAUUUCGUCGCUUCCAUCCCCAACAGCGGCGGCCUCAAUUGGAGCCUGGCCAUCUCCGUCUGCGGAGGCUGGAAAGGCGUCACCUGCAACCCUGACAAAUCCCGCAUCGUCGCCGUUCGCCUUCUGGGGAUCGGCUUCAGCGGCCCGGUCCCGCCUAACACUCUCAGCCGCCUCUCCGACCUCCGGAUCCUGAGCCUCCAGUUCAACAACAUCUCCGGAAGCUUUCCGGUGGACUUCGCCAACCUGACCGCCCUCACCGAGCUCCACCUCCAAUUCAACAACUUCUUCGGCCCUCUGCCGUCAGAUUUCUCGCCGUGGGAGAAUCUGACCGCGCUGGAUCUCUCCUUCAAUGGCUUCAACGGGAGCAUCCCUGCUACCAUCUCCAAUCUCACUCAUCUUGCUGUUCUCAACCUCUCUAACAACUCCUUCUCUGGUCAAAUUCCAGAUCUGGGGCUCCCAAACCUCCUCUUUCUCAAUCUCUCCAGUAAUCAUCUUAAUGGUACAAUUCCCAAAUCCCUCCGAAGAUUUCCAAAUUCUUCUUUUUUUGACAACAACUUGUCUCCUACAUACACUUUAGCUCCAUCAUCACCACCACCACUGCCUCCUGCUCCUUCUCCUUCUCCUUCUUCUUCUCCAAGCUCAAUAUCAAUGAGGAAGUCGAAUGAAUCUUUAAUUCUUGGAAUUGCAGUUGGGGGAUGUACUUUACUGUCUAUUGUACUUGCGCUGCUACUCUAUCUGUUCUGCUCAAGGAGGACAGACAAGAACUCAGUGUUGUCAGGGAAACGGUCCAUGGAGGAUCGAUCACCGGAGAAGGCAGUGUGCCGAAAUCAGGAAGUGAAUAACCGUCUGGUGUUCUUCGAGGGUUGUGCAUUUGCCUUCGAUUUGGAGGAUCUACUGAGGGCUUCUGCUGAGGUUUUGGGGAAAGGAACACAUGGGACUGCAUACAAAGCAAUGCUAGAAGACGCGACAAUGGUGGUGGUGAAACGUUUGAAGGAAGUUGGAGUUGGAAAGAAAGAGUUUGAACAACAGAUGGAGAUGGUAGGGAGGAUACGACACGAGAAUAUAGUGGAUCUACGAGCGUAUUACUACUCCAAAGAUGAGAAGCUCAUGGUGUAUGACUACUUCACUGAAGGCAGUGUUUCUGCCUUGUUACAUGCGAAUAGAGGACAGAACAGAAUCCCUCUACAUUGGGAAACCAGGCUUAACAUUGCACUAGGUGCAGCAAGAGGAAUUGCUCACAUUCACCUUGAAAAUAAUGGGAAACUUGUUCAUGGAAACAUCAAAUCAUCCAAUGUUUUCCUGAACGGCCAGCGGUAUGGUUGUGUCUCCGACUUGGGACUGUCGUCCCUCAUUAACUCCAUGGUCCAACCUGUGCCUCGCUCAGCUGGCUACUGCGCACCAGAGGUGGUUGAUACAAGGAAAGCAAUGCAAGCAUCUGAUGUCUACAGCUUUGGUGUUCUCAUGCUCGAGUUGCUCACGGGGAAAUCUCCCGUUCAUGUAGUGGGUGGUGGUGACGAGGUGGUUCAUCUAGUCCGCUGGGUUCAGUCUGUUCUUCGCGAGGAAUGGACUGCAGAGGUGUUCGACGUGGAGCUUAUGAGGUAUCCUAAUAUCGAAGAGGAGAUGGUGGAGACACUUCAAAUUGCAAUGAACUGCGUUGCAAGAGUUCCUGAGAGGAGACCCAAAAUGGCAGAAGUGGUCAGGAUGAUUGAAGAAAUCAGAAGGUUUGACAACGGGAACCGACCUUCAUCCGAAGCUGGAUCAGUGAGCACAGCACCGACAUCGAUACUUCAUACCGAAGCAUAAUGAAGUCCACAAUAAGGCCAUGUUUUUUUUUCUGUUAGAUUCUUGCGCUAUGUUGAAAAUGGUUUAUUUUAGUGAGGAAUCUCUACAAUCUAGAGGAGAAAAGUAACUUUGAUCUGUUGACUGUGUCAUCUAUUGGUUGCCAUAAGUGCAAGCAUUAAAAUGUUGCUGAUUUUAGAAGUGUUAAGAUCUGAAACAUUUUUAUCUGUAGAAUCAUGUUAGAUGAUAAAAGAACUUUGUUUCUUUA